AUCAUUCGUUUAAUUAUCGCGUGGGAUUCAGAGCAUUUCAUACGAGACACCCGAGCUGUUUGCUUGUUCCACAAUGCUUUUAUUUGCUUUUUGUUUUUAUCUCACUUUCGCCUGCACUCUGGGGGCAGAGUUCACAUUGGCCGGCGAAUGUCCAGAUGUGAAGAUACAUGAAAAUCUGGACUAUACAAAGUUUUCAGGAGUAUGGUACAACGUAGCCAGCUACGCUAGUGACGGCAGAAACAUCUACGAUUGUGCUUCUUUGGAGUUCCAGGAAGAUAAUCUAGGGUACACUAUUCGGGAAACUUACGUGGAUUUGGACCAGGGCAAUAGGACUCAGAAGUCAUACUUUGCAAGGGUCGACCCUACUUUUGAUGCUGGAAACAAGGCUCAGUUCAUUGUUAGCCAUGAAGACGGAGACAAAGUGCUGCAGUUUCCAUUCUUCAUAUUAACCACGGAUUACGACGGCUUUGCCAUUGCCUACACUUGCAAGACGUUGAAGAAGAAGCUAAGAACUCAUUAUGUCUUCACCUGGGUGCUGUCAAGAAGCAAAGAGAAGUUGCAAGGAGAGACGCUGAAGAAUGUGGAGGAUGCUCUAUCCAAGUACUCCGAACUGGCUGAGCACAGGCAAUCCUUUGUGCUGAAGGAUUUCUCUGAACCCAACUGCGCUUACACUAAUAAAUUUGAGACUGAUUUCUUCACUAGCAACUUUUGGUGAAUUUAAUAGUUGAUGUAAAAUGUGAUCAAAAUACUGUAAUCUCGUGUUUUAUUUAUUUACUUAAAUUAAACUGUUUUAUAUUAUGAAUCA
Maniola jurtina (meadow brown) is the source of this 805-nucleotide messenger RNA. RefSeq names its product insecticyanin-A-like. The coding region runs from base 74 to 715 and encodes 213 amino acids. Lineage: Eukaryota; Metazoa; Arthropoda; Insecta; Lepidoptera; Nymphalidae. The transcript has 4 exons. The record is from RefSeq and is a predicted model, not a curated record. Gene Ontology annotation, molecular function: pigment binding.